Molecule: messenger RNA, 1251 nt
Organism: Trichobilharzia szidati
Lineage: Eukaryota; Metazoa; Platyhelminthes; Trematoda; Strigeidida; Schistosomatidae
Source: the annotation of a GenBank genome assembly
AUGUCAAAACUACCACAUACUCCUCUAAAGAAGAAUGAACAGUACUCACACUUGUGUAAUUAUCAACAUUUGAAAAGACAAAAAGACAAAAUCCCCUUCUCAUCAAAAGAUCAUUUAUCCCAAGGGAGAUACACCGCACUUCAGUCAAUCCUCUUAGGAUCCCAGAUCUCAUGUAUAGCAUUGAAUCGACCAGGACUGUCUCGGUCGUAUAGUACAAGUGCACUGCAUGAUUAUAGGCGUAUCGAAGAAAGCCUUUUUGGUCAAGCAUUACAAAGACUACCAAAGCAUUCUGAAAUUUCUUAUCAACUAUCAAAUGAGAAAUCGAGGAAAUACUCCUGUGAAGGAAAGCCUGAAAAGUACUUGUCUUCAAAGCCUUCACUGAUCAGUAGUAGAAUAAAGAAUUCUCAAUGUCCUAUUGGUAGACAUUUAUCCUUUAUUGAACCAUCCAACUCAGAAUUAAUAUUAAUCCGGCGAAAUGGUCUACACCAAACAUAUAUUGUCUACCAGUUUGACAAACAUUCGUUGAAUCCAAUUGGAAUAUUUCCAGUCCAUGAAGAUACACCGCGACGAUGUGCUUGUUAUCCUCCGAAGGAGAAUCAAGCCUUCAUUACAACAGAUUCUUUAUAUCCUUAUUGUUCAUACAAUCAUUUUCUAGACCGUUCAUCUGGAAUGCAUGAUACAAAUCAACAAUCGUCUACUUGUCGUUCAUUUCAACAGAUCCCAACAGAUGAUAAUGAUGAUGAUAAUGAUGAAAAAUCAUUGAUCAGCAAGAUCAGUAUGAAACGAGAUCAUCGUCGCCAAAGUAAAAAACGACAUGAUCAGUUGUACGGCGAUUGUGAUGAGACAGUCAACCCGCCGAAUAAAGUGAUUACUCAUCAUAAUAAAAUUAUACAAACUGACAGCUGCUUACAACAAGCAAGACAUAAACAAAAAGGCGUACAAACUGAUCUCACUUAUUGUGUUCGAUCUGUCUACGGUGGAGCGAUCAAGGUGUAUAAUCAUCCACCGAAUUCCAGUACAAAAUUAGAGUAUUAUCGACAGACGAGUAAGAAAACCCUGGCAUUAGUGAAGAAGGGUAACUUACGGAAGAGAAGACCAACGACAAUAACAACAACAGCAGCAACAAGAGAGAGACAUGGAAAAUUCCAUAAACCAACAAAAUAUUUUUCAGUAAGUCCAAUGAGAAAGUAUUAUCAUUUGAUGAAUGGAAAGACAAAACACUAUCGGAUGAAUAAAUUUUCGGAUAGAUAA